Molecule: messenger RNA, 363 nt
Organism: Mytilinidion resinicola
Lineage: Eukaryota; Fungi; Ascomycota; Dothideomycetes; Mytilinidiales; Mytilinidiaceae
Exons: 1
Coding region: 1-363 (120 amino acids)
Source: RefSeq, a predicted model, not a curated record
AUGCAGCUUGCAAAGCUAGCAGCUCUCGCCGCUUUCUCAACCGCCCAUGGCACCUUCGCCACCUCCAGCCUGAUUCCCUACUCCAACUCUAGCUGCAAAAAUCCCAUCAACGCCUCCUACAACGACAACCCGCACAAGAACGGCGACUACGGGUACUUCGACCCCGGCGAGGGCAUCAGCUCCUGGUCGGACCCCUACUGGUUCAUGGACACUGACUUCCCAGGAGCCCAAACUCCCUCAGGCAGCUCCGCUUACAACGUCUGGUGGAAGAAUGGUCAGGAUCUGGACCCGAGCUGCCGCCUCGCGCUGUUGACGGAGUAUUCGCAGAUGACGUAUGGGAGGCUGGGAGAUGAUCCGAUUUAG